CCGAGAAAGACCCAGACAAGGUCUCAGGCACGAAUCAGAGUGCGGGGGCCCGAGUACGCAAGUCCGAAUUGACUCAAGUGGUUGAUUACAUGUCAGCCACCGAGUUCCAGGUUGACCCACACCCGCUAGAAAUGCUAGAGCGCUCUCCCAUCGUUCAAGGAGACACUGUAGUCGUCAGAGAGACCACAGACAUGGCAUCCGAGUUAAGCAAGCGAGACGUCGAGUUUAAAGAGCUUAGGCCUCACGGCCUCGAUCCAAGCGCGAUUAUGGACUAUGUUGAAUACAUGGUGGCUUUGAAGGUCGGAGACGCGAGUGCUGACCACGCAUUGGAGUUUUUCCGCCAGUCAGAGGAUCCUCAUCCAGGAAGACCGAACAUGUAUAUUGUGAUUCCGCAGGUACGAGAGCAUGAGGUCAAAGAGCUGAGGCCGGGAGGCCUCAGCGACGAGCUCAUUAGCGAAGUUCCAGAUGAGGGAGCUGUUGAGGCCACGCGAGUUCCGGCCUUGGAUCGUGAGAUUACCGUGAACGACAAGCGUCCAACUCGAACCAGGGAGUCCGGGGUCGAGUCGGGAGUCGUUUGCAUGUCGAGUGCGGAGUUUUGUGCCGAAGUGAGUGAAAUCAGUGACGGCCCACACGAGUCAGCGAUGGGAGUGAAAACAAGACAUACUGUUGUUCCUAAUCCUCCUAUACGACCAUGCCUCCGAAAGCAGAGAUCGAGACUUGAUGAAGUCCAGGAUAGUCAAAACAGAUCGGAUCGAGACAUCAGCAGCCAAGUUGGCGCCCUGGGACAGGUUUUGUGGCCUGGAAUGGUUGACAAAGAUCGCAGGCGUGUUUUAGACAAGAUGCCAUCAGCGAGCCGAGAGGUCACAGAUAAAGAGUCCAGGCCUCCCUAUCGCUCGAGCGCAUGUAUGAGCCACUCCAAGCCUCGGCUGGGCUUAGAACCGAAGUGUCGGUGCCACACGUCCGAAGUGCUGAGACUUACUUCAUCAGCGCUGCUGGAUGAGCUUCAUAUCGCGGCUAUUGAUGUAGGCAAACAUGCGUCCAGAGUGUGGAGGAAGAAGCCUCCCUGACGAUGUUAGUCCCCAGGAUUUGUGGAUUGAGCACGAUGCCGCUGGUUUCAUUUAGGAUAUCGUGAGGGACCAC
Molecule: messenger RNA, 1140 nt
Organism: Cantharellus anzutake
Lineage: Eukaryota; Fungi; Basidiomycota; Agaricomycetes; Cantharellales; Hydnaceae
Exons: 5
Coding region: 90-1067 (325 amino acids)
Source: RefSeq, a predicted model, not a curated record